Messenger RNA from Phyllotreta striolata, 2244 nucleotides. The record is from the annotation of a GenBank genome assembly. NCBI's taxonomy places the organism in Eukaryota, Metazoa, Arthropoda, Insecta, Coleoptera, Chrysomelidae.
AUUUUUUGUAGUGGUAUGACUGGGUGUUACCAGCCGACAGAAACCGAUCUCGUCGAUUGUGGACGUGCUUUUUAAAAUGGUGUUGUCAACAAUGAAAAGAAUUUUUUUUUUAUAGUGUUCAUAAACUGUUUAACAAAUUUAAUAGUUACACUAAUGUAAAAUACUUGAAAUUUACAUAGAGAAAAUGAACGGUCUAAGUUUAAGUGAAUUGUGCUGUCUGUUUUGUUGCCCACCAUGCCCUAGCAAAAUAUCAGCUAAACUAGCCUUCUUACCACCUGAACCCACAUACGAAUUCGUUUCGGAUGAAAAUGGAAAAUACACUUUGGCGCUGACUGAACGGGCAGAAUGGCAAUUUUCCGAAAGAGAAAAAGAAAAUAUAGAAGUAUUCUUCACAAGUACAAACAGACGGAAUCGCAUAGCCUGCCUUUUCGUUAGAUGUAGUAAUACUGCCAGAUUUACAAUCUUAUUUUCACAUGGAAAUGCCGUAGAUUUGGGACAAAUGAGUAGUUUUUACCUUGGUUUAGGCUCCCGUAUUAAUUGUAAUAUAUUCAGUUAUGAUUAUUCAGGAUAUGGUGUAAGUGCAGGGAAACCGUCAGAAAAGAAUUUGUACGCAGACAUUGAUGCUGCUUGGACAGCACUUAGGACUAGAUACGGUAUAAGCCCUGAGAAUAUUAUACUUUAUGGUCAAAGCAUUGGCACCGUACCCACUGUUGAUUUAGCUGCUAGAUAUGAAGUUGGAGCUGUGAUAUUGCAUUCUCCUCUCAUGUCCGGCAUGAGAGUAGCCUUUCCUAAUACAAAGAGGACUUGGUUUUUUGAUGCCUUUCCCAGUAUUGACAAAGUUCCAAAGGUUAUGUCACCUACUCUAAUAAUUCAUGGGACUGAAGAUGAGGUAAUAGACUUUUCUCAUGGGCUAACCAUUUUUGAAAAAUGUCCAAAAGCCGUAGAACCCUUAUGGGUCGAGGGCGCUGGCCACAACGAUGUAGAAUUGUAUUCUGUAUAUUUAGAGAGGCUCAAGCAAUUCGUUCGAUCAGAAUUAGACAACGAUAACUGACAAUUGCUAGGAGAAGAUGUUACAUUUAGUUCAGGUACAUCCAGUUCCGUAGCCGAGAAGCUUCUUUAGCUAGUGGAAGCAGGAUCGGCGCACGUUUCUCUGCAGUCGAUAUCCUGCAAAAAUACGAGAACAAUAUUGUGUUAAUUUGUACAGUGUGCCAGCAAAAGUCGGUUCUUGGUGUUAAUAUUAUUAUUUUGAGACUGCUAGCCUCAAUGGGUUUUGUUCAAUUUAUCUGGAAUAUAUUCGUUCUUACUGUACAUCUAAAUGAAAAAAAGUAAGUCUGAUACAAUUGAAUGUGAAUACUUAACUAUUGCCUUAAACUUUGCAAUACAAUAUCUGUCUCUAUAAAUAAGAAUUUAAUUUCAUUAAAAUGUAAUAGAUGUUUUUUGAUGUGAUUGCAGUAAGAAUGAUCUUUAUUUGGAAUACGAUUUAUCCUUAACUAUGUAAUUUCCCAAGCUGUAAUAUUUAUAACCAUGCGGUCAUUUAAAAUAAAUAGAAAUAAUUGCUUGUUAAAAUUCAUAACAUGUACUUUAUCUAACAUAUUUUUUAAUAUAAAUAAUGAUCUUUUACGAUAUGAACUUUAUUUUUACAAACAAAAUACAAAAAGUACAUAAUUUAGAAAGUGCUAGUAAUGUACAAAAUUCUUUUACACGAAGUCACACACUCGAUGAUGAACAAUAUAAUAUGUGUAAAUUAAAUUUUUUGCAACAUUUGUAGAUUAUGCAUUGAACAAAAAAUCCCGUAUGCCUAGAUGUUGGUUUUUUAAGAAAAAUCGUAUUCUUUCAAUAAAUUGUAGGAAGCUCUUGAAUCGCAUUUUUUACUGUAAAUAUUGUUACUUGUGAACUUAUCAAAUGUGAAUAUCUGAAGACAAUCUUUUAAGUGAUGCAAUAUUUAGGGGAUUCUAGAGUACAUGAAAACUUAAGUUUUCUUUGUCUUACCUCCUAUUUUCUUCAAUUUGUAAGUUAUUUAUUUAUUAUAUUUUCUUAAAUUAAUUGUGAAAGUGUCAUUGGGUAAUAUUGUGCUCGAUAUUAAGUUUAAGGAAUUGUUUAGAGAAUAUAAUAGUUUCGUUUUUACGAUUUAAAUUAGGUUUUGGUUAACACUUUUUGGAAUUUUCACUACUUAUUACUUAAUACAUAUUUUCCUAAGAUAAUUAAAAAUAGCUUCUAUAUUUUAUUUUAUUACAAAAAUCUUAC